This is a messenger RNA of Hemiscyllium ocellatum (epaulette shark), 2802 nucleotides long. RefSeq names its product ints3 and nabp interacting protein (gene inip). Lineage: Eukaryota; Metazoa; Chordata; Chondrichthyes; Orectolobiformes; Hemiscylliidae. The record is from RefSeq and is a predicted model, not a curated record. Gene Ontology annotation, biological process: DNA repair. The transcript is spliced from 5 exons. Bases 51 to 518 code for a protein of 155 amino acids. Gene Ontology annotation, cellular component: nucleus; nucleoplasm; SOSS complex.
CUGGACGCGCUGACGUAAUUCUUCCACCCCCUGGGGACGCGGUGACGUAAAUGUCCCCGCCGGCGCCUCGCGUUGUGACGUCAGCCGUCCCGGAUGCGACACCCGAUUCCUCUCGAAUGCUGCUCUCCCCGCCUGAGCUCAGUGACAGCAGGGCCCAGCAGCAUCUUCCCAACUCCACCAUGGAGUUUGGAUGUUCAACAGAAAUGACAACAAACCCUCCAGCACCAGACUUUCAGAACAAAAACCGUGCUGCUAUCCUGGCAGAGCUCAAACAGGAGAAGAAAAAAUUGAUAAUGCAGAAUCAGUCAGCAAUGAACAACCCUGGAGCCAGUAUCCCUUUAUCAAGACCUGCCUUUGCUAAAGAUUUUCGAGACCAUGCUGAACAACAGCACAUAGCGGCACAACAGAAAGCAGCCUUGCAGCAUGCACAUGCACAUUCUUCAGGAUAUUUCAUAACUCAGGACUCUGCAUUUGGAAAUCUUAUUCUUCCUGUGUUGCCACGUUUGGAUCCAGAAUAACCACACAAAAUAAUGACUAUUAAACUGAUAAGAAAAAAUGCAAACAGGGCUUCAUUUUUCAUACCAGAAUGAACACCGAUUUAAAGGGAAGAGAACAUUUAUCGAUCUGUUCAUCGGUUGAUUGUGUCAGUGGACAUGACGUUUCAUUGCCGAUUUUGCAUAUGGAUAUUUUGUACAAGAGAAAAGGAAGCACCCAAUCUGUGUUUUAAAAUCUGAACACAAAAGUUUGCUUAUGUUUAGCUUUUGUGACUGGCCCCAGACUUAAAUUCAUCGACACAAAAAGAUGCCAAAUGUUCUAGAACAAAUAUUAGCUGAUCAUAAUUUUGCGGAUAUUUUUAGAACUUCAACAAAUGGCAGGGCUUUUGCUAUGCACCAUCUGAAUUCAGCAUCUGCUGUGAGAAAGGCAGUCUUUGUUGUGUCUGCUUCUCGUGGUUGAAUCAUUACACAAAAUGACCUCAAUCUUUACAUGCUGCUAAUUGGAAUUGACAAGCUCCUGCAUUCGAAAUUGAGUAAAUUUAAAAAGAUACUGUCAUGAGAGGAAAUUUACAAUAGCUGUUGUCUUAUAAUAUUUGUGUAUAAAUGUAUUCUCAGUAAUUCAGUUAUGACUGAAAUAGUAUAUUUGGCUUUUAGUGAAGCUGUUUAUCUCUUAAUUGAAUCUUCACCAGAUGUCCCUCACAUAGGGCGGCACGGUGGCUUAGUUGGUUAGCACUGCUGCCUCACAGCACCAGCAACCCGGGUUCAAUUCCCGCCUCGGGCAACAGUCUGUGUGGAGCUUGCACAUUCUCCCCGUGUCUGUGUGGGGUUUCAUCCGGGUGCUCCGGUUUCCUCCCACGGACACACACAUGUUCAGGUUACGUGAAUUGGCCAAGGUAAAUUGCCAGUAGUGUCAGGAGUAAAAGAAAACGUAGGGUAGGGGAAUGGGUCUGGGUGGGGUUGCUCUUCGGAAUGUCGCUGUGGACUUGUUGGGCUGAAGGGCCUGUUUCCACACUGUAGGGAAUUUAAUCUAAUGGAUUUAAUUUUGUCAGUAACCUGCUAAAGAUGAAAUGCAGCUUUUUUUAAAACUGCUUACACAGGAAAGGCUUUCUUAGUUGUACAGUAUUUUGUAAAACAUCAAUAGUAUUCAUCACUUGUUCCUUUGAAAGAGUAUUGUUUUCAACUAAGCUUACAAUAACUAUGGGUAACGAUGCUCAAAAACUGUCAGGCCACGUUCAGAAUUAGUGUUAGUUACUCAGGCUAUAAAAAAUAGGAAAUGUUUGGUGUUUCUUAUCAGCAUUUGGAGAAAGGGCCUGUUAACGUUUUGAGUUUUGACAACCUUUCAUCAUCAGGUAAGGUGUAACAGAUGUACAGAAACAGGGAAAGUGGGUAGGUGGAGGAGGUUACUUGUUAAUUAUUUAACUCUUUCUAGUUUUGAUUAAAUGUUGACUGAUGUGAAAUUGUUUUCACAGAUAACGACGCACCUGAUGAACAUUUGUUUUUAUUUUAGAUUUCCAGUAUCUGCAGCCUUUUGUUUCUGUAUUACCUGCUCUAAACAUGAGUGAAAGAAAUAAAGGGAGAGUUUCAGUGAUGAUUCAGCCCCUUUUUUUUCUCUUCUCCUCUUCCUCUAUCCCUCACUCUUGUUCUCUUUUCUCACCCCCCCUCCCCCCCAGACACAGACACACACACACACACACACUCAAACUCACUCUCUCACACACACACACACUCUCUCACUCUCUCUCUCUCUCUCUCUCUCUCACACACACACACACACACACACACACACACACACACACACACACACACGUGUGUUACUAAACUUGCAAACAAGUGUAAUUUCUGGCUUCAUCCUAGGUUUGCAGCCUCUUGAGAGUUCUGCAAGAAUGGUAAUGAAGAUUCUGCAGUUGCUUUGGUUAAGGUUAGGGCAAAGAGGAAUCGCCAGUUAAACCAAGUUUCAGUGCUGAUCACUAACCAGCAAGUCUCGCUGAUAGUGUGCUUUAGGCAAGGGUGAGAUUUGGCAUGGCAGUGAUUCUUCCUGCUGAUACUCAUCAUUCAAACGUAAUGGCUACUUGACUGAGAUCCCAGAGGGUAAGUGGCACUGCAUUGUUAUACUUUCAGCAAGGUGUGGAGAUCUUCAGGGAAGGAGAGAGAAGAACCCUUCAGACAAAAUCAGUUUUAAGGUGAGAAAAGAAUGCUAAAGUUUUCAUCUCCUAGCUUUGUAAGUUAUUUUAUAUAGAUAGUUCUGUCUGCUAUCAAUACCAAUUUGCUUACUGUUUUCUCCCAAACACUGAGUCGCAAGUUAUUAAUU